Prorocentrum cordatum is the source of this 435-nucleotide messenger RNA. Lineage: Eukaryota; Dinophyceae; Prorocentrales; Prorocentraceae. The record is from the annotation of a GenBank genome assembly.
AUGUACGUCUUCAUUAUGUUCCUGGACCUUGUGAAGGCUUUCGAUCGCAUUGUCAGGGAGGUCACCCUUGGCUGGCCUGCCGGCGUGACUCACGGAGAGGCGUACUUCCUGAGCCUCGGUUUUGCCCGCGACCAGGCGCAGUGUAUCGUUGCUGUUGUCUCAGUGCAUGGCUUGCAUUUUGAGAGUUGGGAUGCGUCGCCCAGGGCCGUGCGUCUUUUAAAGAACAUGCAUGUGCAAUCGUGGUUCAGUGUGGGAGACUUGGAUUCCGCGAUUGCGGUCAGAGUUGGCGGCCGCCAGGGCUGCAAGUUCGGGGCGUGUCUAUUUAAUUCGACCUUCAGCGUGGCGUUCCAGAUGAUCCGUUGUCGUCGAGGCUGGGGUUGCCCUCCAGCUUACGACGGAUUUCGAACAAAUCUGGGCGCCCAGCCUUCCGCCUGA